UGUCCUGUCUUGGGUGGUACUCCAUCCGAUAACCCAAACACAUAUAUAAUGUUGGUGUAGAAUCUGUCGACCAUCUCAUGUCUUUCGUUUAUUCUUAACCUCAGUAACACAAACUUUGCGGAGAGAGAAAGCAAGUGCAAAGAAGCAUUCAAUAAAUCAAUCACUAAUUCUAUCAAAUUUCACCACCACUAAUCCAAUCCAAUAAUUCGCCGGGAAAUAUGGUGAUGAUCAGAGUUCGCAGCCGUGACGGUGUCGAAAGAGUUACAAUCGACAACCCUAACAUUACAAUCGCCGAACUCAAAACCCUAAUUGAGUUACAGCUUCAUGUACCGCUCUCAAAUCAAACAAUAUCGCUCCAACAAAAUCUGUUGUUGGCCAAAAACCCCGCCGAUCGAUCGCGGUUUUCGGAUAUGGCGAAUCCUGAUAUUCGAUUGUCAUCUCUCGGUAUCGGGCAUGGAUCCCUUAUCUAUUUGUCGUAUGAUGGGGAGCGUGAGAUUGUUGCUGCUGCUCGUCGUCCGAGUAUAACUCCAGCAGGGUCGUUCGGGAAGAAGAUGACAAUGGAUGAUUUGAUUGCGAAACAGAUGAGGGUGACACGGCAGGAAGCGCCUCAUUCACAGCUUGUGUCGUUUGAUAGGGAUGCUGCUAAUGCAUUCCAGAGUUAUGUGAAUGAAACCCUAGCGUUUGCGGUGAAGCGAGGCGGGUUUAUGUAUGGGACCGUUUCGGAGGAUGGGAAGGUGGAGGUGGAUUUUAUUUAUGAGCCGCCGCAGAUGGGGGAGGAGGAAAGGUUGCUGCUGAUGAGGGAUAGUGAGGAAGAGAAGCUCGUCGAUGCGAUUGCCACGGGUUUGGGGAUGAGAAAGGUUGGAUUUAUAUUUACUCAGGCUGUUGGGCAGGACAAGAAGGAUUAUACGAUGUCGUAUUUGGAGGUUGCUCAGGCUGUGGAGUUCCACGCUGAGAGUGGGUUGAAGGAGUGGGUGACAGCUUUAGUGAAGCUCAAGGUUAAUGAUGAUGGUGUGGCUGAUGUGCAUUUUGAGGCCUUUCAGAUGAGUGAUAUGUGUGUUCGGCUUUUUAAGGAAGAUUGGUUCGAUUUCGAGCGUGGCAAGGAGGGGGAAGAGGUUGAUUCUAAGGUAUCCCGGAUGAAGGAGGAUGUUGUUGUUGGUGGGAAGGAUGUUAUAGAGGUGGAUAAUGAUUUCUUCUUGGUUGUCGUCUCGAUUUUCGAUCAUCAGGGCCCCCUUUCAUCAACAUUCCCAAUAGAGAACAGGAACUUUCCGGUUACAACAAAGGCUGUGAAGACUCACCUUGAGCGAACUAAAUCUCUUCCGUUUGUGAAGAGAAUAUCUGAUUUCCAUUUGCUGCUCACCUUGGCUAGGUUUCUGGAUAUAAAUGCCGAUAUUCCAGCGUUAACCCAGUGUGUACACUCACAGACAGCUGUCCCUGAAGGAUACCAGCUUUUGAUAGAGUCCAUAGCAAAUGCUGGUGUGUGAUUUUCCCAGCAACAGAAGUUGGUUGCUUCAUUUCACUGCACUAAUCAUAUGCUGUUUCCAUGAUGGUUCAUGGGGCCUUUAUUGAGGCUGUCACCCUGUUAUGCCUUAGUUGAUGCAGAGUACAGUGGUUAAUGGAGCAACUACAUGGUCAUCUGUGUUCCAAAACAGACCUUGAUCCUGCAGUGAUGUCUCACUUUAUUGUCAAGAGUGCCGUGUUUAUGACUUUAUGAAUUUGAGGAUCAGAAAAAGGUCUUUCAAAAUUUGCAACAAUGUUGCUUCAGAAGUUGCACUUUCAUGAUGUCAUUGUAUAAAUUAUAUUUUUAUUGCGUUUACUAUGCCAUUGCACAAUUUAGAAUCAGGUAAAUAUAACAUAGCAAAAUUUCUGGGAACUGCAUAUUGCAUAACACUUUGAAGAACUGGUUAUUUUAAUUAAUAAAUUGUACCUUAUUCACUAAA
Molecule: messenger RNA, 1937 nt
Organism: Chenopodium quinoa (quinoa)
Lineage: Eukaryota; Viridiplantae; Streptophyta; Magnoliopsida; Caryophyllales; Amaranthaceae
Product: NPL4-like protein 1
Exons: 2
Coding region: 219-1481 (420 amino acids)
Biological process (GO): ubiquitin-dependent protein catabolic process
Cellular component (GO): nucleus
Molecular function (GO): ubiquitin binding; ubiquitin protein ligase binding
Source: RefSeq, a predicted model, not a curated record